GCAUCUAUCAAUAUUUCCGUGCAGAUUGGCUGUCUUGCUUCCAGCAGGAUUGUUCCACAGCGGAAUGAAACAGAACAGCUGGGCAGGAGGCGACACAAAAAAAAGGUCCGCCAACGCAUUCCCCUCCCCCCAAUUCGUCUCACGCCCAGACCUGCACAAAGCACCUACCCUGGCACGCCUGGGACGCCUGGUUGCGCUGUGGACGGGCACCUACGGAGCAUUUCCUAGGUACCCAUGCGGCGCUUUGCCCGGGAUUUGCAUACGGCGGCACCUCCUUCCCGUCUUCCGGAUCUACCCUCACUGCCGUACACGCUGGGGACGUCGCUCGGCGCAUAAAUGCUACAUGCACACUUGAGGUCUCCUUGAAACUCGUCUUCUAGAACCUUGCUUCACAAAGCUACCCCUAGCUGAGCUGAUUCGUCAACCUGUGCCUUGGCCAAUCGGACCGAGCUCGUUGAUGCUCUGACGCCCCCGAGAGCACUCGCACCAAAAUUUGCCUCGAGGGUAGCUUCAUCCGACGCGUUCCCACGCGACGGCGGGGCUCAGUGUGCUCAAGAUGGAAGAAGAGCCUGCAUCGGCCUUGACCAGCGAAGACUUGCACCCAGGCUACCUGGAACGCUCGAGGAAGGAGUUAUCAAAAAAGGUCGAACAGCUGAAGCGAGCGCUUGCAGAGGAGAAUGAGAAGUGUGCGGCCAUUUCACAAAAGAGCCAUGGGAAACAGAGGCAGGGCAAGUUUAUCAGUACCAGCAAGCAGUUACAACAAGUCGCCGUAGCAUAUCGAGAUGUUGCUGCAUUAGAGCCUUUUUUGCCCUUCCCUGACUCUGUUGUACCGGCACUCGUAGCCCUGCGUACUACAAAUUCGACUAUCGUUGAGUCGAAGAAAUACCUUGCUUUACAAAAACUGUCGCUCAAGGAUGCCCAGGACAAGCUAGAUGCCGAAAAGGCAAGUCUGUCGGACCAGACAGCCCUGACCAAAGCGCUGGAGAGACGAAUACAGUCUCUCCGUGACGAGGUCGAGUCAAGGACGACCAUGAGUCCCAAACAAAUCACCAGAGAGCGCAUCUCAGAGCUUAAACAGGACAUCAAAGCGACCGAUGCCGACACGUCCAAGCUACUCAGGGCCCUCAAAAAGUUCAUCGACGAGAGGUUAGCCUCGAUGAUUGCAGCCGAGCAGGGCGGAGGUCCUGUGGCCGGCGACAUGAUGGAGAUCGACUCGGAUGAUCUAGAAGCUGGCUUCAGCGCGAGGGGCAAGCGGAAGAAAUCCAAGCCAGAUGCUGCGACGGACAAGAGGCAGCGGAGGAUCGACGAUAUGUUUGAAGUUGGCCAAGACCGUCCAGGCAGGGACGAGGGCGAGAGUGACAAGAGGGUGGCAGCCAGGGAAGAGAUGCAAAGCCUUACGGAAGAACUGAUGAACAGCGUCAUGGAAGCUGAUGGGUCGAGUUCGGACGCGUACGUCAGUGUUUCCGAAGAGUCGGCGGCCGUGCGAUUGCUUGUUCGAUCGAAGGUUGCCGAAUUCCACCCAAGGGAUUCAAAGCGCCUGCGACUCGUGGACUUUGGCCGCGAAAUUGGCGAUUAGUCUUGAUUAGUCUUUGGAGGGUGUGGGCGGGAUGGAUGAUCUGGGCCAUCUUGCGUCGCCCUUCGUUUCGCUCCGCUGUCAAUCAAACUCGACAAUGUCGAUCAGUGCUAGUCAGACGGAACGCCUAGCAUGACAACAGGAGGUGUUUGACAAGCUGUAAUACAUAUAUUAUGCAGGCCGCUCAAACACCUCGGUGCUAAAUCUUCAUAUGUUAACGUUGAUGUCCAUGUCAACUACCUGCAUG
Messenger RNA from Diaporthe batatas, 1820 nucleotides. RefSeq lists its product as uncharacterized. The record is from RefSeq and is a predicted model, not a curated record. Gene Ontology annotation, cellular component: nucleus. Bases 557 to 1576 code for a protein of 339 amino acids. NCBI's taxonomy places the organism in Eukaryota, Fungi, Ascomycota, Sordariomycetes, Diaporthales, Diaporthaceae. The transcript has 2 exons. Gene Ontology annotation, biological process: kinetochore assembly; mitotic sister chromatid segregation.